Didymodactylos carnosus is the source of this 399-nucleotide messenger RNA. NCBI's taxonomy places the organism in Eukaryota, Metazoa, Rotifera, Eurotatoria, Philodinida, Philodinidae. The record is from the annotation of a GenBank genome assembly.
AUGUUCAAUUCAUACAUUGGAUUAAAUGACUUUCCUGAUGGAACUCUUCUGAUUAUUUUAAAAACAUUGAACGAUAUUCAAGUAUUUUAUUCUUUACACGGUGCCGAUCAACGAUUAAAUAAAAUUAUUCAAGAUCCGAUUUUUACAAGUCAUUUGACUUUUGUUAAAUUGUUAUCAGAUAAUUUUAUCGAUUUAAUUUCUUCUAAUAAUAUGUUACUUAAUCGUUUUUGUUUACAAAUUUUACCUGAAAUUUAUGAUAAAAUUAAAUGGCUUGAUCUUGAUCUUGAAUCAUCAUUCAUGAAACUUAUUUUACGUGCUAUCGAUUAUCCUAAUUUAGAUACUCUAGGUCUUUAUAAUAUUGAUGAAAAAUCAGCUCCUGACCUUUUUACUGAUAGGUAA